GUCGACCGAGUCUCUGACGAUCUCAACGACUGGAUUGAGCAGAGAUAUUCGACAUGCGGUGACAGGGUGAAAGACCGAGUGCCUCGGUCUCAAAGACCUGGAUGGCGGGUGUAGUUGUAAACAAGCGGCAGGGAUUUGAUACAUCAAUGCACCGCCACAUCACAGACUUGAUCACGCCUUUCCGGCAUUCAAAUUCGUCCAAGACCAAGGACUAGUAGUUCAACUUCCAUUGCACAGCACAGUAGUGCCCGUUGUGCCCCCCUGUCCCUUCCAGAAUCUCCUCACUACUUGACUCUGUAUCGUUGACCACUCACCGAGUCACGUUGCGUCAGUCAAGUUUGGGAAAUGCCCUUGCUCUGGCGCCCAAGUCCUGCUCUCGCAGUAGCUCUGAUUGCCGCCCUUGCGAUCAUCCUUCUGAAACUCUGGGACCCGUCCGCGACGCCAUACGCUUCUCGACAACUUCCUGGCCUGAAGGGCAGCAAACGAGACAAGUUUGGACAGGUGUACGAGCUUGUUCGGGAUGAGUUGCUGGGAGGCGCAUUUGCUCAGAUGAACGUGCCGGAGGAGGCCCGAGUGUGGUAUCAACGUAAUAUGGACUACAACGUCCCUGGCGGGAAACUCAAUCGUGGGCUUUCGGUCGUAGACUCGGUGGAAAUCAUCACAGGACGCGACCUUUCAGACGCCGAGUUCCUCAAAGCGUCCGUCUUGGGCUGGGCCGUGGAGUUUCUUCAAGCUUCGUUUCUUGUUCUCGACGAUGUCAUGGACAAGUCCCAUACGCGACGCGGCCAGCCUUGCUACUAUCGCGUCGAGGGUGUGGGAAGCAUUGCCUUGAACGAUGCGAUGAUGUUGGAAGCAUCGGUAUAUCGGCUUCUCCGACAUCAUUUCCGCGCAGAGCCGUAUUAUGCCGACUUGAUUGAUCUUUUUCACCAUACGACAUUCCAGACAAAUACCGGCCAAUUACUGGACUUGAUCACCGCGCCCGAGGACGUGGUCGAUCUAUCGAGAAUGUCGAUUGAAAAAUUCCGACUCAUCGCCAGAUACAAGACUGCAUACUACUCCUUCUACCUUCCCGUUGCGCUGGCAAUGAUUAUGACGAACAUUCCCUUCGAUCAGGCUUCCCUCGAUGCCCGACAGCCGGAGAUGUCUCCAUACGGUGUGGCGAAAAGCAUCUUGAUUCCGAUCGGCGAGUACUUCCAAGUGCAGGACGACUUUUUGGACUUUGCAGGCGCACCAGAAACGAUCGGGAAAGUGGGAACCGAUAUCGUUGACAACAAGUGCUCCUGGUGCAUCAACACAGCACUUCAACUUGUCACUGCCGACCAACGUCGAGUUUUGGACGCCAACUAUGGUCGGCACGACCAGGAGAUGGAGGUCAGAGUCAAGGCCAUAUUUGAAGAUGUCGGUCUCCGAAGUCACUUUGCCGACUACGAACGACGAACCCAUGAAGAAAUCAGUCUGCUCAUUGCACGGAUACCAGAUGACUACGUCCUCAAAAAAGAGCUGUUCCGACGAUUUCUAGAUAAGAUAUACAAGAGACAGAAAUGAAAACGUGCGCCCAUUCGUGCCGAGACGCAUUCCGAACAACACUACCAGUUUCACUCUCAGAACAUUGGGACUCCCGACUUGCCAUCCGAGCAGGUCCGAGUGCAGUGGUCCAGAUCACGUGGGUGCGAUCUAGGAACUCGAGAAUCAUUGAGAUCACAGUCGCUGUCUUGUCCCUGAAAAACACUGGAACCGACUACGCGACAAAGUCCCGGUGCCUACUUUCCUCGUUCAUCGCACAAUAUAGACGAAGAUGUGGCUUGGGGCGCCGGCAAGGGCUGCACUUACGCCAUAUCCGAGGAUCUAAAUCCCACCCUAGUCCGUUUUUGCACCAUUUUCCGCAUCGAGGCUUGUCUUCUCUCCCCCGGACCGACACUUUAAAGUUAUGCUAUGACAAGGCGAUCAGAGGCUAGAUCUGCAUUGGAACUUCGCGGGAGUGCUUCAAAGACGGCGCCGAAAUCGUUGGCUCGCACAUAACCCACGGCCUUCCUUGCUCGCGAGUGGGCAGCUUUUGAGUGGCUUCAACCCAUUGUUUUUUCGUCGUCUCUCCUUUGGCCCUACGCCAUCCGAAUCCAACGAUGAGCUCUUGUGAAGGACAGCAGCCGCCACCGCCGACGUAUUCGCUCAACGGGAGCCCGUCUCCGCCACCGUCAAGCCCCAACUCGUGCUCGGAGCUGGGCUACGGAGAGUACAAGUUCAGAUUCCACGACCACGCUGGGUCACGGUCGCGGUCGCCGUCGGUGGUGGACUCGGGGCUCGGGACAGAAUGCUCGGUGUUCCCUCAGCACGCGCCAAUCACGACCCCCGCGUUCCCUUACGUUCCGCCGCCGCCGCCGCUUCCGUUUGUGCUAUCGCCGUAUCAAAUCGGCAGCCUCGGGCACAGUCAUCCUGACGCACUGACGCCGGGCCGGGGCGCGCGUGAUCCGGCGCCCCCACGCACCGCGCAAGAGCGGCGGCGCUCGGUUUCUGCGUUCCCCGACCAUCAGGUGGAAGUCACGCCGCGUCCGUCUAUGUCGAGCAGUGCCGGGCGGCCGUUCUCCCGGGCGCACAAUCCCAACACGCUCAACUUCGUGUCUGUGUACCGCAAGACCCACCGUCACGCACGAAGCUUUUCGCUUUCGCCGGUUCCGAGCAGCAAGUCGUCGAUCACGGGGACGUUCGUCGUGGAUCCGUUUCUGCGGAUCCCGGGCCAGAUUCUGACUCCGCUGCUUCCGGGGGAGAUCCGGAAGAACCUCGUACUGCAGGCCGAGGGCGGGGGGAUCGAUGUCGAUGUGCAUCUCGCUGGUGCGACCGAAGAGCUCAAUUCCGACCUCGUAGAGAAGGUGGAUCUGCACUUCGAAGUCUGCGGCAGGAUGGGCAACACGUAUCCGCUGAUGGUGAAACUCCACACCCCCUCGCUCUACCGCCCGCCACUUCACACGAAAUUCCGGUCGAAGAACGGGUUCACCUCGAUACACCUACCGCCGUCUUUCCAUGGGCUGCUCACCAUCGUAGUCGAAGCCGGGAACCUGAAUGCCCACAUCGGUCUCUCAAGAUCAAUCGGCGCCCACGCGACGCUGCUGCGGGAAGACAGCACCUCGCGGCUGUAUUUCAUCGGUGUUCUGGACGACGAGUGGGACGGUGAUCAGGCCCAAGUGGAAGUCGAAAGUGGGCGCGUGUGGAUCCAGUUCGGCGGCGGAAGGGAACGUAAUAUGGACGUCUGGCGCCGAGUCCGGUGGGAGGUUUUGGGACUGUAGCUUUUUGGUUGCCUGUCGGGAAUGCCUUUUGGCAAUCCUUCAAAUUAGGCUUUUUAGUACAUCAAGUACUUCUGCAAUCAAACGGCUGUGUUAACGGUCUUCUCGAUCUGCCCGUCUUGGGUCACCCAUUCGUUCUCGGGACCGGUCACUCCACCGCCAUUUCUGCCAGCGAAGAGCGGUGGCUGACUGCGCUUUCUCCAGAAGACGCGACCCCGGAAGAGCUCCUGUUUGGAUUGUGUCCAGCAGCUUGCAGAAAACACCAGGCAGAGGGAAAUCGCUUACGGCCUGGGUGCCAAAGAUCGCGGCCGCCAUGAUAGAAACUGGCCCGACAUCAUCAGAACGCGCGGUAGUAUGCAGAGGGCGCAAAAAAAACGGACCGAUGGUCAAGCCCAGGUUCCAGAGAGGUUCUGUGCCGGACUGCAGCAAGGGGAGGGCGCUCAAUCUGGGGAUCUGAUCGGUGACGACGCCGAAAGCAGCGCGGGAAGACAGACCCAACACCCGCCACAGACAGCACCGUGAACAAAUUGACACGGACCAGCAUGGACAAAGAGAUGUUCGGGUCCGUAUUGAAUUGAUCCGAGCGGCGGAACACAGCUCAAUGGCGGCGCAGGACCACUGCGAGCCAAACCGCAGCGCGGCCGUCAUACCAGUGAGAACUGGGAACGGCGGGGUAGACCGCGCGCUCUCACCUUCCAGCGGGACGAUCAGGAUUCCAGUGCCGACGGCGAUGCACGCACUGAGCCGAGCACUGCCGGGAGAGACGCUGUCAGGCCAUUUGCAGCUUGCCUUCUGGAGGGGGAAGGACGCACGGGAAAGGCGAUGUCAAAUGGCAGUACAGCUGGGUGUCGACCCGAGCCACGUCCUCCGCUGUCCGGACCGGCUGCAGACGGUUAGCAAGUCCACCCUGGGCGACGAACACGGAAGCGGCGUCGCACGAGCAGGAAGAGCAGGAGGAGCAG
Messenger RNA from Mycena citricolor, 4237 nucleotides. The record is from the annotation of a GenBank genome assembly. NCBI's taxonomy places the organism in Eukaryota, Fungi, Basidiomycota, Agaricomycetes, Agaricales, Mycenaceae.